AUGAGUUGGUUGGAAUGGUUUGGCGGCACACUUGUAAAUCUUUCGAAGUACUUCGCGUGGCCACUCUUUCAGUCGGUGAACCAUGCACUGACCGAUGUGUUCCUUGUUUUAAUGACAUCAUACAAGAUGAUUGUCUCUAAAUUUUUUCAAAGAAAGGAUAUGGCAACUAUUAAGUAUGACCUGCCCAGAAUGGGAACGUCGGAUGGUUUUGACGCCGAAGAGGAUGUAACGAAUGAACCAGCAGCAGUUGAUCAUUCAGCUGCAGACGACAGCCUUAACUCUGUAAACGACCGCGAAGAAACAUCUUAUGAAAGUUGUGUUUUGGAAAUGACACCUUGUGAACAAAACGAAAAUAUGUGCGAGAGAUUAUAUUUCCAAAUCUUACUCCUGGGUGAUGCUGGUGUCGGGAAAACUUCAUUCAUACAAAGAUACUGCGACAAAUGCAUGUCCAUGAAGUUGAAAUCAAUGCAACUGGACAAUCAAUUAAUCACUUUUCUUAUGUGGGACCACGCUUCUCAGGAAAGUUUGAUAGAACACAACAACAACAACACAAGUAACACGAUAGGCACAAUAGACAGACGACCACUACUACAAUUUUACAGAUUUCGAAACGUUAACAACGAAUAUUUGAGGAAGGUCGAUUGCGUCAUCAUCAUGUUUGACGUCACAAGUGGCAAGUCCUUUGAAAGUGUUGAACGAUGGCUGGAAGUUUUAAAGGAAUUUUUCGCACAAACAACAAAAAUUUAA
Molecule: messenger RNA, 747 nt
Organism: Helobdella robusta
Lineage: Eukaryota; Metazoa; Annelida; Clitellata; Rhynchobdellida; Glossiphoniidae
Exons: 5
Coding region: 1-747 (248 amino acids)
Molecular function (GO): GTP binding; GTPase activity
Source: RefSeq, a predicted model, not a curated record